Messenger RNA from Anopheles arabiensis, 2475 nucleotides. RefSeq lists its product as uncharacterized. The transcript has 2 exons. Bases 1 to 2475 code for a protein of 824 amino acids. Lineage: Eukaryota; Metazoa; Arthropoda; Insecta; Diptera; Culicidae. The record is from RefSeq and is a predicted model, not a curated record.
AUGGGUGGCCAGGAUCACACUCCGAAGAGAUCCCAGGAUGAAGCUACCAACGCUAAGGUGCUGAUUCACCAGCGUGGCCAAAUCAAGCGCAGAGUCACUCUCAUCAACAACAUGCUAGAGGAAGCCAAAGAAGACCCGUCGAAGGUGACUCAAACGCAGCUAAAGGUGGCCGAUCGCCUCCUCACCCCGCGUAUCCCCACACUUGUGCCGAUUACUGGAGUCGAACGGCGAAUGAAGAAAGAUCAUUCCCUGAAGCUCCAGUACUCCAAGUUCAUCGAUGACUACGAAGCUCUUGGUCAUUGCCAUGAAGUCAAGGAGGAAUCCGACGAACCGAACAAGGCUCGCUACUACCUACCUCACCAUGCUGUCCUACGUCCAUCGAGCUCCAGUACGAAGCUGCGAGUGGUCUUUGACGCAACCGCCAAGGCUACAACAUCCGAUGUAGCUCUCAACCAAGCCCUAAUGGUGGGUUCAACUGUGCAGAACGACAUCUUUGUCAUCCUCGUCCGUUUCCGGAAACACUUUGUUGUGUUCACAGCUGAUAUAUCGAAGAUGUAUCGGCAGAUCAAGGUCAUCUCCGACCACUCGUGUUUUCAACGCAUCUUCUGGCGUGCUGAUCCAGCACUUCCUCUUCGCGUCUUAGAGUUGACAACCGUCACUUAUGGAACAUCGUGCGCUCCUUUCCUUGCGACUCGGUGCUUACUGCAGUUGAGCAUCGACGAAGCGUCAUCGUAUCCGAAGGCAGUCAACAUCAUCCGAGACGACUGUUACGUUGACGACAUCCUAUCCGGAGCCAGCACUGUAGCUGAAGCAAUUGAGUGUCAAACCCAGCUCCUAGGGUUACUCAAUUCCGCUGGGUUCCCAGUUCACAAGUGGAGUUCGAACUCUCCAGAGCUCCUGAAACACGUCCCCGAAGCUGACCGUGAGGAACUGGUAACUCUCGGCGACGAAACUGAAGGUGUCUUGAAGACACUCGGAUUGACAUGGAAUCCACAUCAGGACGAAUUUGCAUUUGUCGUUGACCAGUUCAUGCAACAUUCCAAUCCACCAACCAAGCGAUCCGUUCUUUCCGAGAUAAGCAAACUAUUUGACCCGAUUGGCUUGCUCUCGCCGGUCAUUAUCAUUGCGAAGCUUAUUUUGCAGAAGAUUUGGUUGGCUGGACCUCCAUGGGACACCAACCUAGAAGGAGAACUGCUGCAAGAGUGGCUGCAGUUUCGUACAUCCCUGAAGAACGUGAAUGGCAUCAGAAUACCGAGGUGUGUGGUGCUUCCUAACCACAUUGCUGUUGAAGUGCACGGUUUUUCUGAUGCAUCCAAAAGAGCCUACGGAGCAGCGUUGUAUCUUCGCUGCAUCUUUCCUGAUGGAACUGCAAGUCUUCGUUUGCUUUACAGCAAAUCGAAGGUUGCACCAGUGAAACCAGUAACCAUUCCGCGCAUGGAAUUGCUAGGAGCCUAUCUUCUCGCAAGGCUGAUCUCCAAGGUUGCUGGGUCCAUCGAUCUUUACCUCCGCAACAUCAUACUCUGGACUGACAGCCAGAUUGUCCUUGCUUGGCUGAAGAAACCACUUGCAAACCUGCAAGUAUUUGUGCGAAAUCGAAGUGAAAAAAUUUGCAACCUUACCGAACCGCUGGACCUACAAUGGAAGUACAUUUCAACGAAGGAAAAUCCAGCUGACAUCGUGUCUCGAGGUCUUCUGCCAGAAACCUUGAAGACAACCACUCUCUGGUGGAUGGGUCCGACGUUCCUUCAGAGAGCCGAUUACGACGUAGAGAUUCCGGAAGAUCUUCCUGACGAAAUCGUUCCAGAAUUGAGAGCGUCACCCGUCGUUUCAGCGCUGGUUAUCAAACAAGACAAAUUACCCGUGUUCUUGAAGUUUAGUUCUUUUCGAAAACUGCAACGAGUGAUUGCUCUAGUUCAACGCUUCAUCCUGAAUUGUCGACAAAGAGACGUUUCAAAGCGUGUAACCUGCCAACAUUGUACCAUCACCGAACUUCGAAGCGCUUUAAACGUCAUUGUAAAGGUCAUCCAACAUGAGGCUCUUUCUAACGAACUCCACCGAGUAAAGGCUAAUGAGCCGUGUAAGCGGAUUCAAGCUCUGCAUCCGUUCAUCAUCGACGAGAUUCUGCGAGUCGGAGGAAGACUCCAGAAUUCCAAUCUACCACUGUCCAGUAAACAUCAAAUCUUGCUACCCAAGCAUCCCAUCACCGAUCUCAUCAUCCUGACGUUUCACCAAGAGCUCAUGCAUGCGGGUCCCUCCGGUCUCCUAGCGGCGCUUCGAUUGAAGUUUUGGCUGCUAGAUGGACGAUCAUCAGUCCGUAAGAUCACCAGAUCCUGUGUCCGUUGUUUCCGAUCGAAGCCUCGAAGUUCCAGCCAGUUGAUGGGCAUCCUGCCGUCAUGUCGAGUGACUCAAGCCCAUCCGUUCGAGAAAACAGGAAUAGACUACGCUGGUCCGGUAUGGGUCAAGGAGGGCCGAUAA